AGCGGUUUUGACAGUUUGCGGCCACGGAAAACGGACAGCAGAUGCGAAACGCCGUUACACCUGUAUACACCUGUAUACAGCAUAGAACACACGACACAGAAGCACAAACCCAGCACUUGACCCCAAAACCAAAGCGCCCCAGCGAGCGACGGCCUGCUCCCUCCCCUCCACCCCCAACGCCCUGCGCCGCAAGAUGAGCAGGUGAGGAAUCGCGAGCCCCAAUGGCCAAGGCCAAAUCCCACCGCUCAGAAGCUGCUCGAGGAACCAACGCCCAGCAUGCCGACGACGACGACGACAACGAAGACACGGGCCUCCUGGCCGUCCCGACCGACCACCGGGACGACGACGCAGACGCCGACGGCCGCAGCCCCGGCUCCCUCAACCCCCACAUAGCAGACGCCCCGCCCGCGAGCCGCCUGGGGGGCCGCCGGAAGCAUCGGCCGCAGAGCCUGUCGCCACGCCCGGCGCUGCACUCGCCGGGCCUGUCGUCGGGCCCGCGCACCCCGAACCGCGUGCGCUUCGACCUGACCCCUACCGUCGUCGACGACGCCCCCAUCUUUGCCCAGCAGCAGCAACAGGCGCGCCGCCCCUCGCCCGGGCUCCAGUUCCCGCUCAUCUCCCCUUCGUCGCGCGACAGCAUGGACAGCAUGGACAGCUUCGACGUCGACUCGGAGCCCGAGAACGCGCCGGGCGAGGAGCAGCGCCGGCUGCUGCUGACCGAGAUCGAGGCCCCCGCCGUCGCGCUCGCCAACAGCGGCCGCUCGUGGGGUCGCGAGCGGCAGCGGCAGCGGCGCGCGUCGUCGGAUGGCGUGUGGACGACCGAAGGCGACGACGACCAUGACGACGAUGCCGACGUCGGAGAACACCCACACGACGGCCGGCCCAAGAGCUCGCUGCAGUCGGCCUUUAUGAACAUGGCCAACAGCAUCAUCGGCGCGGGCAUCAUCGGGCAGCCGUACGCCUUCAAGCAGGCGGGCCUGCUGGCGGGCGUGGUGCUGCUGGUGGUGCUCACGAUAGUGGUGGACUGGACCAUCUGCCUCAUCGUCAUCAACAGCAAGCUGUCGGGCGCAAACAGCUUCCAGGGCACCGUCGAGCGCUGCUUCGGCCGCACCGGCCUGGUGGCCAUCAGCCUGGCCCAGUGGGCCUUCGCGUUCGGCGGCAUGGUGGCGUUUGGGGUCAUUGUCGGCGACAGCAUCCCGCACGUGCUGCUGGCCAUCUGGCCCAACCUGCCCGAGUACCCCAUGUUUGGCGUGCUGGCGGACCGCCGCGUCGUCAUCGUCAUCUUCACCAUGGGCGUCAGCUACCCGCUCUCGCUCUACCGCGACAUCUCCAAGCUGGCAAAGGCGAGCACGCUCGCGCUCGUCAGCAUGGCCGUCAUCGUCCUCACCGUCGUGGUGCAGGGCGCGCUGACGCCGCCCGAGUUCAGGGGGUCAUUCACCACGCCGCUGCUCACGGUCAACUCGGGCAUCUCGCAGGCCAUUGGCGUGAUAUCUUUUGCCUUUGUCUGCCACCACAACUCCCUCCUCAUCUACGGCUCCCUCAAGACCCCCACCAUCGACCGCUUCUCGCGCGUGACGCACUACUCGACGGGCGUCUCCAUGCUGGCCUGCCUCGUCCUCGCCCUAGCCGGCUUCCUCACCUUUGGCGACCGCACCCUCGGCAACGUGCUCAACAACUUCCCCUCGGACAACACCAUGGCCACGGUCGCGCGCCUCUGCUUCGGCCUCAACAUGCUGACGACGCUGCCUCUCGAGGCGUUCGUGUGCCGCGAGGUCAUGAUGAACUACUUUUGGCCGACCCUGCCGGGCUUCAGCCUGCGCCUGCACCUGGCCCUGAGCACGGGGCUGGUCGUGUCGGCCAUGGUACUGAGCCUGCUGACUUGCGACCUGGGCGUCAUCUUUGAGCUCGUCGGCAGCACCUCGGCCUGCGCCAUGGCCUACAUCCUGCCGCCGCUGUGCUACAUCAAGCUCGCGACGCGCAGCUGGCGCACCUACGUGGCCAUGGCCGUCGUGGUGUUUGGGUGCGCCGUCAUGGCCAUCAGCCUGGUGCAGGCCGUGGGCAAGAUUAUCAGUGGCGAAGGAGGCCAUGCGAAAUGCAUGUAGAACAAGCGCAUCGUGUUUUCCCAUGUAAACCCUACAAUACUGUGUAAUGACGGGCGAUCUGCGGCAUCAUCAUUCCUUAUUUUUGUUUAUUUUUAUAUGAUUUUUUUCUUACCGGUAUCCUCGGCCUUUUGUUUCCCGGAUUGCUAUUUUGCGAGGUGUUUUGAUGGGGGUAGCAUGGAGAGAGCGGCAAGACAGAAAUAGACUGGGCUGGAGGAGUUUCAAAGCACAAAAAGACAAGGCGAAUGAAUCUCUGUAUGGUCUAAGGCGUUCAUCUUGAUCUUUUGAAUCCAACCAAAGGUGGAAUUUGCUCGCUUCUUCGUCUUCUAGACAGCUGCUCAAUGGACAAACAAGCAAGGCAGCGAGCUGGCAGUCACUACAGGGAGCCCGACGCGCAACGUCAUGUGGACGAUUUACGGCGGCAGGCAAAGCAGGGUCCUACAUAAAACACACCACCAGCGACCACCGCCCGCCUGGGUUCAGCCAAGGCCAUGCCGUGCAUCACAAGGGACGAGGCGAGGCGGCGGGCUGGAGGGGUACGUAUCUGAUCUGUAUGGGUGGGUAGGUGGGUGAGUGCGGGGGGGAGAUUCACAAAGAAAAAGGGUGCUGUGCAGAGGCUGUCCACCUAUCACAGAGCCGCGAUUAUGCGUUGCAAAAGCUUCCCACCGUCGAGUCGUAUGACAUGAC
Molecule: messenger RNA, 2786 nt
Organism: Gaeumannomyces tritici R3-111a-1
Lineage: Eukaryota; Fungi; Ascomycota; Sordariomycetes; Magnaporthales; Magnaporthaceae
Exons: 3
Coding region: 222-2102 (626 amino acids)
Biological process (GO): amino acid transmembrane transport
Cellular component (GO): endoplasmic reticulum
Molecular function (GO): amino acid transmembrane transporter activity
Source: RefSeq, a predicted model, not a curated record